Messenger RNA from Closterium sp. NIES-65, 1317 nucleotides. The record is from the annotation of a GenBank genome assembly. Lineage: Eukaryota; Viridiplantae; Streptophyta; Zygnematophyceae; Desmidiales; Closteriaceae.
AUGAAUGCCCGUGGUUGCUGUGCCAGUGCCCUGUAUACCCAUCUUCACAUUCCUCGGAUUGCUUCCUCGUUUCUCUCUUCCUCAUAUCUUGGAUUUCUCUCUUCCCUGGUCUCAAUCAACCAACCAUCCUCGUACGCCUCUUCUUCCUCUCCCUCUUCUGUAUCCUUCUCUUCCACCUCACCUUCCCCUUCUGCUCCCCUUCUCGUUGACUCCUUAUUCUUCUCCUCCGCCAGCCCGUUUGCACCUCCUUCCUGCAGAGACCUCUCUCACAACUACCUCACAGGCCGCGCACUGAAGCUCCUUGCUGCGCGAACCCUAUAUCUCUCCAGCAACUUCCUCUCGGGCCCUCUGCCCGACGGGGCAUGCCAGCCUCACUCUUUUGAUGCCAACUGCUUCACGUUGCCGCUUGGCUGUGCCUUGGUGCCCCAGCGACAGGAGGCAGCAUGCAAUGCAUUCUGUGGCGUCUCCUCUGCUGCUGGUGCUGCUGCUGGUGCUGCGUGUGGAGGACAUGGGGUGUGCUAUCCAGAGGGGGCUAGCUUGGCACCCACAUGUCUGUGUGAUGCGGGAUUCGUGCAAUUUGGAGGGAUCACCUGUGUUGCUCAAGGCCAGAACAAAAACUACUCAAGCAGUCAAGCGGUUCUCCCACCAGCAUCUAUACUCACCAGGGGGGGGCAGCGCGAGACGAAGGGGAACUUCACCGCAGAGCCGGUGAAGUUGUUUGUGUACGAGGCAAACCAGGGACUGUCGCGGUGUGGGCUGCAGCUCGCCUUUCACGCCAACUUUACCUUCUCCCUCUUGCCUCGAUCUGGCCACGUGGGCUUCAACGGCUUAGCGUUUGUCAUCUCGGCAACGGACCAGGUGGGGAGUGGCGCUGGGGUGGGGUAUGGUGGAAUGGACACACGGAGCAUGGCGGUGGAGUUUGACACUAUACAGAACAAGGAGCAUGGCGACAUGAGCAGCCACCAUGUCGGGCUGAACGUUCGAGGCGAAGACAGAUCGCUAGUCGCUGUGAGGUCACCCUUCCGUCUGAGCAACAGGAAGGCGUACACGGCGUGGGUGGACUAUGAGCCAGGAGACCCCGGCACCAUCCAGGUCUUCCUGGCUGACUCGCAGGAGAAGCCGCAGCAAGCGGUGCUGGAGUGGAGGCUGGCGCUGUGUGAGGUGCUGCAGGGUGCAGUUGAUCAGCCCGCCUUCUUCUUUGGCUUCGUAGCGUCCACCACUGUGAAGCCGUUUCAGCGGCACGUCAUUCUUGAAUCGACAGUGGAUACAGGUAAGCAGUGUGUGCUUUCAGGUGGAUGGGCUUGGCAUGGUGGUUAA